Molecule: messenger RNA, 2378 nt
Organism: Chelonus insularis
Lineage: Eukaryota; Metazoa; Arthropoda; Insecta; Hymenoptera; Braconidae
Gene: Pgant3
Product: Polypeptide N-Acetylgalactosaminyltransferase 3
Exons: 7
Coding region: 490-2310 (606 amino acids)
Biological process (GO): protein O-linked glycosylation
Cellular component (GO): Golgi apparatus
Molecular function (GO): polypeptide N-acetylgalactosaminyltransferase activity
Source: RefSeq, a predicted model, not a curated record
UCUCUCCAUGAUGUGAGAGAUGUAUUGAAAUGUGAUUAGUUUAUUUUUAUUUUUACUUACUCUAACUGUAAUUAUUAUUAAAAGUCAAAAAAUAAUAUCAUAGAAGAAGGAUCAACUGCCAUAAUUGAAGUAAUAUUAUCUGGAAGGAUGAGUUUUCUUCAAUUAUUACAAAUGUAACAGCUCCGGUAUGUAAAGUAACUUGACUACAGUCCGUUUUGCGUGAGAAGCAAGGGUGUUUUGUAUACAAGACUCCAAUUGUUGUACAGGUGAAAGAUCAAAGGUAAACAUUCUAAUCUCCAAAGCGUGAGUAGGAAAAAAUUGGAGAUCGAGAUUUAGAAUUGUAGCGAUGACCUGACCCGACGACGACGCAGAGUUUGAAGAUAACAAGUAAAUAAAAUGACAUAAAUCAUAAAAUUCAUCUGAAUCUGUUAAGGCUGAUAUAAUUUAUCUCAUUAUGAAGAGUGAAUUGUGAGAAAAAAAUUGGAAACAAUGUGGCCGAUGUUUAGAAAAUUCUGCCGCAUUUGGCCAAUUCUUUUGUCAAUGAGUCUAGUGAUUUUCAUGGUUUUGAUUUGGUCUCAUCAUAAGCAACGUGGUGGUGAUUAUGGAGAAGACUACGUUUCAUUGAGAUUAUCAGAUGAUCAGAGAGAUUAUAUAGAUCGUAGAGGAAUUCACGUAGUUGUCGGACAUUAUAUUGGAGAUGCAAUAAAUCCUAUGAAGACGCCAAAUGUUACAAAAGAAAUUGUUAAUAAAAAUAUGUUUAAUCCAAGACCUCGAGAUGGUCGAAAUGGAGAGCCUGUGCUUAUUUCCUCUAAGGACUUUCCAGUGAUGCAGCAACUUUUUCAAAUCAAUAGGUUUAAUUUGAUGGCAAGUGAUAGAAUUCCUUUGAAUCGAACUUUGCCGGAUGUCAGAAAAAGGAAGUGUAUUUCGAGAUACAGUAAUUUAAGUGGAUUACCUAAAACAACAGUCAUUAUUGUUUUUCAUAAUGAAGCUUGGAGUACACUAUUAAGAACCGUCCACAGUGUUAUUAAUCGAUCUCCUAAAGAUUUAUUGACUGAAAUCAUUCUUGUUGAUGAUAAUAGUGAUCGAGAUUUUUUAAAAAACCCACUAGAUGAAUAUGUUAAGUCCUUGCAAGUUUCUACUCGUGUUUUACGAUCCAGAAAACGAGUAGGUUUGAUUAAUGCUCGACUCCUUGGUGCAAAAGAAGCAAAAGGAGAAGUACUAACAUUUCUUGAUGCUCAUUGCGAAUGCACGGUAGGGUGGUUGGAGCCCCUCCUAGAAGCUAUUUCUAAAGAUAAAACUAGAGUUGUAUCACCGGUAAUUGAUAUUAUUAACGAUGAUACCUUUGCUUAUACGAGGUCUUUCGAAUUACAUUGGGGUGCUUUCAAUUGGGAUCUCCAUUUCCGGUGGUUGACAUUGAGUGGUUCAUUACUUAAAGAACGCCGUGAAAACUCUAUAGAACCUUUUAAAACUCCAGCAAUGGCUGGUGGACUUUUUUCAAUGAAUAAAGAUUACUUUUUUCAUUUGGGCAGCUAUGAUGAACAGAUGCAAAUAUGGGGUGGAGAAAAUCUUGAACUGUCUUUCCGUGUUUGGCAAUGUGGUGGUAGUGUCGAGAUAGCACCAUGCUCUCACGUUGGACAUCUUUUUAGAAAAUCAUCACCGUAUACAUUCCCUGGUGGCGUUGGAGAAAUUCUUUAUGGUAAUCUUGCAAGAGUUGCUUUAGUUUGGAUGGACGACUGGGCAGAAUUUUAUUUUAAAUUUAAUCCUGAAGCUUCAAGACUUCGACAUAAACAACAAGUUCGAGCACGUUUAGCUUUGAGAGAACAUUUAAAAUGCAAAAAUUUUGAAUGGUAUUUGGAUAAUGUUUGGCCUGAUCAUUUUUUCCCUAAAUAUGAUCGUUUUUUUGGAAAAAUUAUUCAUAUUGCUACAGAUAAGUGUUUAAUGAAACCAUUAUCAAAAGGCAUGUAUGCCCAACCGUCUGGAUAUGCAGGGUUCGAACCUUGUAUUAGUCCUCCACAUCUUAGUCAAAUGUUUGUUAUGACUAAGGAUGGCGUAAUUAUGACAGAUGAAAGUGUAUGUUUAGACGCACCAGAACAUGACACAAAGCAUGAGAGACCUAAAGUAAAGGUAAUGGCCUGUAGUGGUCUUUUGAGACAAAAAUGGAAUUAUGAUGAAAAAACAAAAACACUAAAGCAUACCAGUUCUGAUAUGUGUCUUCACGUUGCUUCAGACUCAGAGGAAGGACCUGUCAUAGCAGCGUGCAACGGAAAUAUUGAGCAACAAUGGAAAUUCCAGUCAAUCCCUUGGAAUUAAUUAUUAUAAUACUCGUAAUACAUAAAUUAUUUUUUAUGUAAAUAUCACGUGAAAAGGUAAUUUAAAAU